AUGGCGUCCCUCGAAGGCAAAGUGAUAGGGAUUACAGGGGGCGCAAGUGGCAUUGGUCUUGCCACAGCUCAAUUACUUGCAUCACGAGGGGCCGUACUGUCCUUAGCGGACACAAAUCAGGCUGGUCUCGACGAAGCAAUCAAAACCCUCUCCACAAGUGGAUCUCGCAAGCAUACCAGCACCACAUUAGACGUGCGAAGCAGUAAAGCAGUUGACGCUUGGAUAUCACAGAUUGUCACUGACCAUGGUCGCCUUGAUGGGGCAGCAAAUGUGGCCGGUGUGCAUAAGAACGAUAAGCGACUCGUCGAUGAGACAGAUGAAGGAUACGCUUUGAACAUGGAUGUCAAUGCUGCCGGGGUGUUUUAUUGUCUGAGAGCGCAACUUCGGGCACUCUCCAAAGGUGGAAGUAUUGUCAACGUUGCUAGCGCGACAGCUCACAUCGGAGCGGCUGGCAUGGGCAGCUACUGUGCGAGCAAACAUGCCGUACUCGGACUGACCAAAACUGCAGCAAGGGAGCAUUCAGAUGCCAGAAUCAAUGUUGUGUGCCCCGGCAUCGUGUCUACAGCAAUGACAGACGAAGUAGAAAAGAAGCUGGGUCACCCCAUGUCUACCUCAAUGCAGUGCUUCGACAGGCAUGGUGAGGCGAUGGAGAUUGCGACAGCGAUCGCGUUUUUACUGUCUGACGAGGCGACUUUCGUGACAGGCGCGAUUUGGGAUGUCGAUGGGGGUUUACGCGCUUAG
Molecule: messenger RNA, 741 nt
Organism: Exophiala bonariae
Lineage: Eukaryota; Fungi; Ascomycota; Eurotiomycetes; Chaetothyriales; Herpotrichiellaceae
Exons: 4
Coding region: 1-741 (246 amino acids)
Molecular function (GO): oxidoreductase activity
Source: RefSeq, a predicted model, not a curated record